Molecule: messenger RNA, 258 nt
Organism: Lactuca virosa
Lineage: Eukaryota; Viridiplantae; Streptophyta; Magnoliopsida; Asterales; Asteraceae
Source: the annotation of a GenBank genome assembly
AUGCAGCCAGAAAUUUCAGAAGCAGCCGCUAUACAAAAUAUGACGAGGGUUCCUGGCAAGAGAGGUAGGAAUGAGAUUCCGCAUGAGAUAAUUGAGGUUAGUGAGGAUGAACUGAUGAAGAAUCGACCACGAGAAGACCAAGUCAAAUCAACUGGAAUAGCUUUUGGGCCCUCAUAUCAGUCUCAUAUUCUGGAUUAUUUUCAGCCGGCUUCUUCAGGGAAGGGGAAGCCAACGAAGCUGCACAAGAGGAAACAUUAG